AUGUCUGACAAUGAAGAUUUUCCAUCUGCUAAACGAUAUAAAUUAGAUGAAACAAGUGAUCUUGAAAUAUCACCAAUAUUGACAGAUUCAUUUCAAGACAAUUCAAUUCAAGAUACAAAAAUUUUUAAUGAUCCAAUUCAUGGUUCAAUUGAAUUACAUUGGUUACUUGUUAAAUUAAUUGAUACACCAGAAUUUCAAAGACUUCGACGUCUUAAACAACUUGGAGCAGCAUAUUAUGUAUUUCCUGGUGCAUGUCAUCAACGAUUUGAACAUUCAAUUGGAACAUGUUAUCUUGCUGGAGAAUUAUUAAUGCAUCUUUGUCAAAAACAACCGGAAUUGAAUAUAACAACAAAAGAUAUUUUAUGUGUUCAAAUGGCUGCUCUUUGUCAUGAUCUUGGUCAUGGACCAUUUUCUCAUAUGUUUGAAAGUGUUAUUGAAGAACUUCGACCAGAAUUACAUUGGAAACAUGAACAUACUUCUGUUCAAAUGUUUAAUUAUAUGAUUGAAAAAAAUAAUUUAAUGUCAUUUUUUGCACAAGUUGGACUCAAUGAAAUCGAUAUUAUUUUUGUAAAUGAACUUAUUUUUAAUGAAUUAAAUGGACAAGAAAAUAAUCAGGUUUGGCCAUACAAAGGUCGGGAUAUAAGUAAAUCAUUCCUUUACGAGAUAGUAUCGAACAAAUUAACUGGUGUUGAUGUGGAUAAAUUUGAUUAUUUUGCACGUGAUUCAUAUUAUUUGGGAACAAAAAUUUCAUUUGAACAUAUGCGUUUUAUUAAAUUUUAUCGAGUAAUUAAAGUUAAUGAUGGUAGACGUCAUUUAUGUUUACGUGAUAAAGAGGUUAAAGCUUGUUAUGAAAUUUAUCGAAUUCGAGAUGAUCUUCAUCGACGUGCUUAUCAACAUCCGGUUGUUAAAGGCAUCGAAUUGAUGCUUAGAGAAGCAUUGAUUGCAGCUAAUGAUUAUUUAUUCUUUUGUAAUGCAGCAGGACGAUGUGAUACUCGUCUUGCUCAUACUAUUGAUGAUAUGUAUACAUUUGCUCAAGUAGAUGAUAAUAUAAUAACACUAAUAAAACAUUCACAUCAUCCAAAUAUGAAUAAAGCAAAAGAAAUCCUUGCAAAAAUUGAACGAAGAGAAAUUUAUCGAUAUAUUGGAAAUACACAUAUAAAAUUCACAAUAGAUUUUAAACAGAAAUCAAGCAAAAAUGCUUGUCAAGAUAUUAUUAAAUAUUGUCAAUUCAAUGGAAAUGAAAUGCAUAUUACACCAAAUGAUCUUGUUAUACAGACCGUUGAAUUAACAUGUGGUGAUCGAGGUGAAGAUCCACUUCAAAAUAUGUGGUUUUAUACAAAGAUGUGUCCGAAUACAGCAACAAAGAUAUUAAAAGAACAAGUAUCUACACUUUUACCACAAACAUUUCGUGAACAUGACCUUCGUCUUUAUUGUAAAAUUCGUGAUCAAACUAUUUAUUCAAUUAUUCGUUGUGGUUUUAAAGAAUUUUGUAUGGCAAAAGGAUAUACAAUACCCAAGGGUAGUGAUCAAUGGAAUAUGAUGUCAUUAAACAAUGGAUCAGGAUCUGAAUCAUUAUCAAGUAUUGAUAUACAACGUUUUAAUUUGAAAAAAUCCACUACAUUAUAG
This is a messenger RNA of Rotaria sordida, 1626 nucleotides long. The record is from the annotation of a GenBank genome assembly. Lineage: Eukaryota; Metazoa; Rotifera; Eurotatoria; Philodinida; Philodinidae.